AUGGUGACCUGUGAGGGAAAUCGGAGUUCCAUUGCAACAUUUGUCCUCUUGGGUUUCUCAGAUUACCCAGAACUUCAAUUGUCCCUCUUCCUGGUAUUCCUGAUCAUAUAUUCUAUAACUGUGGUGGGAAAUCUAGGAAUGAUUGGCAUCAUUCGAGUCAAUCCCAAACUUCACACCCCCAUGUACUUUUUCCUCAGUCACUUGUCCUUUGUGGAUUUCUGUUAUUCCUCCAUCAUUGCUCCCAAGAUGUUGGUGGACUUACUCAUAGAGGACCGAAGCAUUUACUUCUCUGGGUGUUUGGCACAAUUUUUUUUCUUUUGCACCUUUGUAGUGACUGAGUCCUUCCUGCUGGCAGUAAUGGCUUAUGAUCGCUUUGUGGCUAUUUGCAAUCCUUUGCUAUAUACUGUUGCCAUGUCCCAGAAGCUUUGUGCCCUCUUGCUGGCUGGAUCAUAUACAUGGGGUAUAGUCUGUUCCCUUCUACUCACAUGCUCUGCUAUCCAGUUAUCAUUUUAUGGUUCAAACACAAUUAAUCAUUUUUUCUGUGAGUUCUCAUCACUUCUUACUCUCUCUUGUUCUGAUACGCAUUUGAAUCAGAUAAUACUUUUCAUCUCUGCCACUUUUAAUGAAGUGAGCACGCUUUUGAUUAUCCUGGCCUCUUAUGUAUUCAUUUUCGUCACUGUCCUGAAGAUGAAUUCAUCCAGUGGGCUACGUAAAGCAUUCUCCACAUGUGCCUCUCACCUAAUGGCUAUCACUAUCUUUCAUGGGACCAUCCUCUUUCUCUAUUGUGUUCCUAACUCCAAGAACUCUCGACACACAGUCAAAGUAGCUUCUGUGUUUUAUACAGUGGUAAUCCCCAUGCUUAAUCCUCUAAUCUACAGCCUGAGGAACAAAGAUGUAAAAGAAACAGUCAUCAAAUUAAUGGAAAUCAAAAUUUCUUCUUCCUGA
Trichosurus vulpecula (common brushtail) is the source of this 945-nucleotide messenger RNA. Its product is annotated as olfactory receptor 5D18-like. Gene Ontology annotation, cellular component: membrane. The transcript has a single exon. Gene Ontology annotation, molecular function: olfactory receptor activity; odorant binding; G protein-coupled receptor activity. Bases 1 to 945 code for a protein of 314 amino acids. The record is from RefSeq and is a predicted model, not a curated record. Gene Ontology annotation, biological process: sensory perception of smell; G protein-coupled receptor signaling pathway. Lineage: Eukaryota; Metazoa; Chordata; Mammalia; Diprotodontia; Phalangeridae.